Messenger RNA from Trichechus manatus latirostris (Florida manatee), 885 nucleotides. RefSeq names its product olfactory receptor 4K13-like. The record is from RefSeq and is a predicted model, not a curated record. Gene Ontology annotation, cellular component: plasma membrane. Gene Ontology annotation, biological process: G protein-coupled receptor signaling pathway. Lineage: Eukaryota; Metazoa; Chordata; Mammalia; Sirenia; Trichechidae. Gene Ontology annotation, molecular function: G protein-coupled receptor activity; olfactory receptor activity.
AUGGAAAGACAAAAUCACUCCAUCAUGUCUGAAUUUAUUUUGCUGGGACUCACAGAGUCUCACGAGUUACAGAUUUUCUUUUUCAUUUUUUUUUCCAUUAUCUACAUAGCCAUUGUGUUAGGCAACCUCACCUUUAUCUUUGUAGUGAAAUUGGACCCUCAAUUGCACUCUCCCAUGUACUUUCUGCUGGCCAACCUCUCCUUUAUUGGUAUGUCCCUGGACUCUUUUGCUACUCCCAAGAUGAUCUUUGACUUACUUAGUGAAUAUAAGUACAUCUCUUGAGGCUGCAUGACCCAGAUGUUUUUCCUUCACCUUUUAGGUGGAAGUGAGAUGAUGUUGCUCGUAGCUAUGGCAAUUGAUAGAUAUGUUGCUAUAUGCAAACCCCUCCAUUACAAAACUAUCAUGAGCCAUAGUGCUGUCAGGCUUGCACUUCUCUCCUGUACCACUGGUUUUGUGAACACUAUGAGCCAAAUGAUUUUCACAGUGACCCUACCAUUCUGUGGCCCCAGUGUUGUGGACAGUUUCUUUUGUGAUCUGCCUCGGGUCAUCAAACUUGCCUGCAAUGAAGCUUACCUCUUGGAGCUGCUGGUCAUUGCAGACAGUGGAGUACUCUUGUUUUGUUUCAUCUUUUUGCUCAUCUCCUAUAGCAUCAUCCUGAUUCAUGUUCAGCAUCACUCCUCCAGUGGGUCUUCCAAGGCCUUGUCCACUCUUUCAGCCCACAUCACAGUGGUGGUAUUGUUCUUCAGACCUUGUGUCUUCAUCUAUGUGUGGCCAUUCAUCAGUAUUUCCAUAGAUAAGAUCCUCUCUGUGUUUUAUACAAUUUUUACACCCCUUUUAAAUACAAUCAUCUACACAUUCAGGAAUAAAGACAUGAAGAAAGCAAAA